This is a messenger RNA of Rhizopus microsporus ATCC 52813, 1706 nucleotides long. RefSeq names its product cytochrome P450. The transcript has 6 exons. Gene Ontology annotation, molecular function: heme binding; monooxygenase activity; iron ion binding. NCBI's taxonomy places the organism in Eukaryota, Fungi, Mucoromycota, Mucoromycetes, Mucorales, Rhizopodaceae. The coding region runs from base 46 to 1572 and encodes 508 amino acids. The record is from RefSeq and is a predicted model, not a curated record.
AAAGAACAUUCUUUUUCUCCCUUUAGUUUUCUUUUUUUUUUUAUCAUGUCUGUCUUGAUAAAAGGCUUGUUUAAGCGUCAGCUCUAUGCCCUCACUCUAUCUGCUUUCAUUGGCUCUGUCCUUGUACGAAAGUUAGUGCAAGCCAUCAUUGUUCCUAAGCACCUGCGUCAUAUACCCAAAGUAAACACUCUACAAUGGUUUUGGAGUGUUGUAAUUGGAGAAAGCCAUGAUGUGCGCACUAGAAGACUUAUGCUUCCACUUAUGAAUAAACAUGGUCUUUGUCUAAAAUAUGUUAUGGGUACUUGGGCGCUUACUGUAGCUGAUCCUGUGUAUCUUCAAAUGCUUUUAAAAGACAUUGAGAUGUUUCCCAAGUUACAAGUUACUAUGGAUCCUGAUUUGAUAUUAACUAAUAAUGAGCCAAACAUGGGCAAUGCUAGCGUCGCAGUUUGGAAGAGACAAAGAAGUGUGGCCAACCCCGCAUUCCAUCGAGCCAUGCCUGUCGAAACAUUUGCACAGGUUGUACUAAGGAUGUUUGAAUCUAUAGAUAAGCAUCACCCAGAUGGUGUAAUUGACGCUGUUAGUUAUAUGAAGAGAUAUACGCUCGAUUGUCUUGGAUUGGGUAUUUUUGAUUUCGAUAUGCAAACAGUUUCUGAUCCAAACUCUUGCUACGCAAUUCAGUAUAAAGAAGCAUUUAGUAUCGUUAGAGAUCCAUUUGUUUAUCUUUUUCCUGCAUACACUUACUUGCCUUCAAGGUUGAUCCCUUAUCGUAAUCGUGCACGCAAAGCCAACGAGAAUCUUCGUCAGCUCCUUCAGGAUAUCAUUAAAAAAAAGAAGGAGUCUCCGUCUACAAAAAGCAACCCUGAUUUAUUGUCACUGAUGAUCAUGGCUACAAACCACGAUAAGACAGGUAAAGAGUACUUGACCGAUGGUGAAUUGGUUUCCAAUAUUGCUGUCUUUUUUGUUGCAGGUCAUGAAACAACGGCUAGUGCAACCUCGUCAUUCUUGUAUUAUCUGGCAACGCAUCCUAAUAUUCAAGAAAAGGCAAGAAAGGAAGUGUUAUCUGUACUAGGUGAUGAUCCUGAAGAUAUUAUACCAACAGACAAAGAAUUAAAGCAGAUGGACUAUUUGAAUAACUGUAUAAAAGAGACCAUGAGAAUCAAUCCCCCUACAUCAGGCAAUUUACCAAGAGUUGCAAGCAGAGACACACACAUUGGCAACAUAUUUAUUCCCAAAGGCACCAUGAUUAAUUUAGAACUAUAUAGUGCACAUCACUUGGAUAAAUAUUGGGAUCUACCAGAAGUAUUCAACCCAGAUAGAUUUAACACAGGUAGCCCAGGCUAUAGAGAGAAAGCGACAUGGAUGCCCUUUGGUUAUGGUCCUCGUACCUGUAUUGGCCUCAACUUUAGCAUGUACGAACAAAGAGUACUCAUGGCUAUGUUUUUGAAGAAAUAUACUUGGAAAUUGGUACCAAAUAGCGAACAUGAGCAUGGUCUAAAAAAUGCAGUCGGAGGCGGUAUUGGGCUUUUAGGCCCUGAAUCACUUAGAAUCAUACUAACAAAGCGCUAUCCAUAAUUACUCUGUAAUAUAAAUAUAUAUUUUUUUGACUACAUUUCAACUAAACAACUUUAUGCACUAAAAUGUAACAAGUGAUACUGAAAAUCGCUUAUUCUCAUUACUGCGUGUAUUUUUUUACUACAUUUUUUUUC